Messenger RNA from Cynara cardunculus var. scolymus (artichoke), 2253 nucleotides. Its product is annotated as oxysterol-binding protein-related protein 2A. The coding region runs from base 269 to 1855 and encodes 528 amino acids. Gene Ontology annotation, cellular component: cytosol; intracellular membrane-bounded organelle; membrane. Lineage: Eukaryota; Viridiplantae; Streptophyta; Magnoliopsida; Asterales; Asteraceae. The transcript is spliced from 10 exons. The record is from RefSeq and is a predicted model, not a curated record. Gene Ontology annotation, molecular function: sterol binding.
CUCGUCAUUUCGAGAGAGCAGAUCAGACAGUAGACGGUUUUAUAUAUUCACUGCUACAAAGACGCUUCACCUCAGGACUAGUUUGAAGGAAGAAAGAGUUGCCUGGAUAGAAGCUUUGGCCUCUGCCAGAAAUCUGUUUUCUCUAAAAAGGUUGAACGAUAAGCUAUCUGUUGUACCAACUGAUUUAUCACUGUCCACUGAAAGAUUAAAGCAGCGUUUGCUCGAAGAAGGCACCAAUGAGGUACUAGUCAAGGACUGCGAGCAGAUUAUGCUCUCGGAAUUUUCAGAAAUACAAGGGCAAGUUAGAGUUCUUUGUGAAGAGCGUUCGAGUUUGCUUGACACCUUGAGGCAGCUAGAGGCUGCUAAUAUUGAAACCGAAGCCUCUGGGAUACCUGAAGGCGAGUAUCAAUUGACACAACACGGGUUCUCAGAUAUUCAACGUGGGAAAUAUAGUGUUCAUCAAUAUUCAGAAUGGAGUACAACUGAGUCAUCUGAUGAUGUCGAGAAACAAGAGCUUGAGGAAGCUUCAGAAGACGAGGACACAUACUUUUUUGACACAGAAGAUCAUUUUCAGGGACAAAGUAUGAGUCCUGGGUCCAUGUUUUCUGAUUUAAAAAACCAAUCUAAUGUUAUGGAUGAAAUAAACAAGUCUGGACAACUACAAUUUGAAAGAAGAAAGAAGCUUCCUGAUCCGGUUGAAAAAGAAAAGGGGGUCAGUCUGUGGUCUAUGAUUAAGGACAACGUUGGAAAGGAUCUCACACGAGUCUGUCUCCCUGUAUAUUUCAACGAGCCUAUCUCAUCUCUCCAAAAAUGUUUUGAGGAUCUUGAGUACUCUUAUCUUCUCGAUCGUGCAUAUCAGCAUGGAAAAGAGGGAAACAGUCUCCAAAGACUCUUGAAUGUUGCAGCAUUUGCUGUAUCUGGGUAUGCUUCAUCUGAAGGCCGGCAUUGUAAACCAUUUAAUCCUUUAUUAGGGGAAACUUAUGAAGCUGACUAUCCUGAGAAAGGAGUUCGCUUCUUCUCUGAGAAGGUUAGUCACCAUCCCACCCUGAUAGCUUGCCACUGUGAAGGUAGAGGAUGGAAAUUCUGGGGAGAUAGCAACAUAAGAACAAAAUUUUGGGGUAGAUCAAUUCAGCUUGACCCUGUUGGACUUUUGACCCUAGAAUUUGAUGAUGGUGAGGUUUUCAAUUGGAGUAAGGUCACCACCAGCAUUUAUAAUCUUAUUUUGGGAAAGGUCUAUUGCGAUCAUCAUGGGUUGAUGCAUAUACGUGGCAAUCGGGAGUAUUCUUGCAAGCUCAGGUUUAAAGAACAAUCUAUUCUUGAAAGGAAUCCUCACCAGGUACAUGGGUUUGUUGAAGAUGCAAGUGGUAAAAAACAUGCCACAUUAUUCGGGAAGUGGGACGACAGCAUGUAUUACAUAAUCGGAGAGGGGACUAGCAAGGCAAAGGAUAUGUCUGAUGAAAAUUUAUUGUGGAGAAGGACUAUGCCUCCCGUUAAUCUCACUCGAUACAAUUUAACUUCAUUUGCUAUCACAUUGAAUGAGUUGACACCAGGACUGAAGGAGAAGCUUCCACCCACGGAUUCAAGACUUAGACCGGACCAAAGGCAUCUGGAGAAUGGUGAAUAUGACAUGGCAAAUGCUGAGAAGCUACGGCUGGAAACAAGACAGAGAAUGUCGAGAAAAUUACAAGACAAUGGAUGGAAACCACGGUGGUUUAAAAAAGAUGGUGAAGAUGGGACAUAUCGGUAUGUAGGUGGAUACUGGGAAAAAAGAGAAGAAUGGAAUUGGGAAGAUUGCCCUAAUAUAUUUGGUGAAUUCAGCGAAGACAUUGUUAAUACUUCCACCAUUGAAUCCUGAAUUCAUUAAGAGGAACCCGCACAUCAAAACUUAGCCUAGAUUCAUAUUGUGAUCAUAUCAAGAUUCAAUCUUUCGGUUUGCAAAUGGAGAUUUGAGCUCCAAGUGCCAAGACCGCCUUCUCCUCCUCGAUCCACGGCAUAACCUUUGUAAUUUCCCUCUGUCAAGCUCUUAUAUAGUGCAGCUGACUUAUUAGCAAAUUAAUUUAGAUGAGUCUACUCUUGUAUUGUUUUGGAUGAUAGAAAUAAAUGAAAAAAAAAAGUUAAAAUGCCCAAAAAUGUCCAAAGGAAUUGUUCAGAUAGUAGUUAUUAAGAACUUGUUAGAGAAGAAUGUAUUUAGGAAAUUCGUCAAAGCAAAUAGUUGUAUGUCAAUGCAAUGCCAUCUUCAGUUUGCACAUAACU